GAAAUCGAAGCCAAGAAAGCGUGCGACUGGCUGCGAGCGGCGGGAUUCCCUCAGUAUGCCCAGCUUUACGAAGACUCAUUGUUCCCUCUCGACAUCGGUGCUGUGAAGAAGGACCACAGCUUCCUGGACCAGGACUCCCUCAAAUCCCUGUGCAGGAGGCUGAUGACCCUGAACACAUGUGCCUCCAUGAAGCUGGAAGUCCACUUUCAGCGUAAACAGAAUGAAGACUCUGAGGAGGAAGACCUGUGUGCCAUCAGCAACCGGUGGGCUUUUCAGCGGGACAGCAAGAGGUGGUCGCGGGUGGGGUCGGUCGACGUCCUCUCCCAGGGCUCCGAGGUCCUGAGCUCCACCAUGCGACUGGCGUCCAGCCGCGAGAGCGUCCUCACGGACCUCAGCACCAACCCGGAGGCUGUGUCCCUGCACAGCACGGGCAGCACCGGCAGCACAGGCGGCACACUGGGUGUCAGAGCUGUGCCGCCUGGUCCCCCGUCCCCCAUCUGCACUACCGCUGCUAUCGCCACCUCCAGCUGCAGCUUAAGUGAGCGCUCCUUGCCAGAGCAGCCCUUGAGCCACGGCGAGGGCUCCAAGGAGAAACCAAAGAAGCGACGGUCUCGCAGCUUCUUGAAGAGGAUCGAGUCCCUCCGAAGGAGGGACAAAGAGAAAGACAACCCAGACGAGAAGGUCGUCCCACAUGACAGCAUCACAGCCGCACCAGGAUGGGGAUCCCUGAAGACUAAUGGGGACCUCGCAGCCACCAAGGCCAACUCCCCUAAAAGAGGGGUAUCUGCCUCUUUUCAUGGCAAAAAACACUUCUUCUCGGUAUCAUACAGGACUAACCGCUUGCUAGGCUCAGGCAGGAGCAAGGUGAGCUCUGACUCGAAACGCAGUGGAGUCUACCUGGAGGACUACAAAACGGCCGUGACAGCCAGCGGCGACUGGGCUGCUGGAGACUGCCAGCACCGGCAGGGUCAUCGGGGGGACUGCUUGGUCUACAUCCCCCAGGACCACAAGCCGGGCACCUUUCCCAAAUCCCUCUCCAUCGAGAGCUUGUGUCCCUUGGGCGGCAGCUCCCUGACCCACUGGAAAUCGGGGAAUGUGCCGGUUGGGCUGGUGGGAGGCGGCGGGGGCGGCAGCAACAGCAGCGUGGAGGGUUCGUCCUCCCCGCGGGGUUUCGCUUGCCGCCGCCGUCGGGGCUCCUGCAGCUCCCUGGGCAGCCGGGUCAGCGUGUACGACAAUGUGCCGGAGUUCGGCAGCAGCGAGGAUUUCUGCAAGGAAGAUGGGGAGGUGACCUAUGAGAACCUCGACGACAUCCUACAGCACAUGUGGGGGCUGCAGCAGAAGGUGGAGCUCUGGUAUAAAGCCAUCUCCCCUGACCUGGCUGGGGAGGAGGGGGGUGAGGAGGAGGAGGAUGAGGAUGAGGAGUCGGACUCGGGAGGGGAACCCUCCAACCUGCACUUCGAAGAGCGAUCCAUGUCGGAUGUUGGCACCUCUGCCAGUGACUUUGACAGCACGGGCAACUCCCUCAACGAGGCCGAGGAGAUUGAGAUGCGGGAGCGCCGGGACUCGGGGGUGGGAGCAUCGCUCACCAGGCCCUGCAGAAAGCUGCGCUGGCACAGUUUCCAGAACUCACACCGGCCCAGCCUGAACUCUGCCUCCCUGGAGAUCAACCGCCAGUCCUCUGCUCAGCUCAACCUGCUCCAGAAGUGCUCCCUCCUCCGACUCACGGCCAUCAUGGAGAAGUACUCCGUGCCCCACAAGCAAGCCUGGACGUGGACUGUGCCCAAGUUCAUGAAGCGGAGUAAAGUCCCCGACUACAGGGACAAGGUGGUCUUCGGGGUGCCGCCCAUCAUCAACGUGCAGCGGACAGGGCAGCCCCUUCCACAGAGCAUCCAGCAGGCCAUGCGCUACAUCCGCAGCCAGUGCCUGGACCAGGUUGGCAUUUUCCGAAAGUCAGGGGUGAAGUCCCGGAUUCAGGCGCUCCGGCACAUGAAUGAAACCAGCCCCGACAACGUCAACUACGACGGGCAGUCAGCGUACGACGUGGCUGACCUGCUGAAGCAGUAUUUCCGUGACCUGCCGGAGCCCAUCUUCACCAGCAAGCUGACGGACACCUUCCUGCAGAUAUACCACUUUGCGGGCGUGUCGAGGGAGCAGCGGCUGCAGGCUGUGCAGGCAGCCGUUAUCCUCAUGCCGGACGAGAACCGGGAGGUGCUGCAGACCCUGCUCUACUUCCUGAGCGACAUCGCCUCCGCGGAGGAGAACCAGAUGACCGCCGGGAACCUGGCUGUGUGCCUGGCCCCCUCCAUCUUCCACCUCAACGUGUGCAAGAAGGAAAGCACCUCACCAAGGGCCAUACAUAAGAGGGGCACCAUGGGGAAGCCUGACCAGAAGGACCUCAACGAGAACAUGGCUGCAACACAGGGGCUCUCCCACAUGAUCAUCGACUGCAAGAAGCUUUUCCAGGUAUCCCACGACAUCUUGCUCCAGCUGAGCAGUUCAUAUAUGGCAGCAGAUGCUUACCCACAUCCCCUGGCUGACUUCGUGUGUCAGGGGGAAAGCAAGGAUUUACACUCCUACUUCGAGCAGAGUGUCCAGAACCUGCUCAAAGAGUCGUCGGAGAAAUUCAAGGGGUGGCUGAGCACGCCAGGGCCCCUGAACACGGAGCUCUCCUGCAAAAAGGUUGGGGACGGGCACCCUCUGCGCUUGUGGAAGGUGUCCACGGACGUCGAGGCCCCUCCUGCCACAGUGCUGCACCGGGUGCUUCGGGAACGUCAUCUCUGGGAUGAGGACCUGCUGCAGAGCAAAGUGGUGGAGGCCCUGGACAAGAACAUGGAGGUCUACCACUACGUCACGGACAGCAUGGCACCCCACCCGCGCAGAGACUGCGUGGUGCUCCGGCGCUGGCACACGGACCUGCCACGGGGAGCCUGCCUGCUCAUCUCCAUCUCGGUGGAGCACGACAAGCUGCCGGCGGAGGGAGGUGUCAAAGCCGUCGUGCUGACCUCCCAGUACCUCAUCGAGCCCAGCGCCGCAGGCCGCUCCAAAGUGACCCACAUCUGCAGAGCUGACCUCAGGGGCCGGUCUCCUGAGUGGUACAACAAGGUGUUUGGCCACCUCUGCGCCAUGGAGCUGGCGCGGAUC
Molecule: messenger RNA, 3141 nt
Organism: Charadrius vociferus (killdeer)
Lineage: Eukaryota; Metazoa; Chordata; Aves; Charadriiformes; Charadriidae
Gene: STARD8
Product: StAR-related lipid transfer (START) domain containing 8
Exons: 13
Biological process (GO): signal transduction; actin cytoskeleton organization; regulation of Rho protein signal transduction
Molecular function (GO): lipid binding; GTPase activator activity
Source: RefSeq, a predicted model, not a curated record